This is a messenger RNA of Callorhinchus milii (elephant shark), 1077 nucleotides long. It is a transcript of the gene kcnj13, whose product is annotated as potassium inwardly rectifying channel subfamily J member 13. The coding region runs from base 1 to 1077 and encodes 358 amino acids. NCBI's taxonomy places the organism in Eukaryota, Metazoa, Chordata, Chondrichthyes, Chimaeriformes, Callorhinchidae. Gene Ontology annotation, cellular component: plasma membrane. The record is from RefSeq and is a predicted model, not a curated record. Gene Ontology annotation, biological process: regulation of monoatomic ion transmembrane transport; potassium ion import across plasma membrane. Gene Ontology annotation, molecular function: inward rectifier potassium channel activity. The transcript has 2 exons.
AUGGGCACUACAUUCAAGGACAAUACACCACUUAUAAUUCCACAGUACAAAAGAUUUUUCACGAAGGAUGGACACAGCAACCUCAAGAUGGAAGUUCUCUCCUGUAAAAGCCUCCUAUACAUUCAGGACAUCUGGUCAACUCUGGUGGAAAUGAGAUGGCGCUGGAUGUUACUGACUUUCUCGGGAGCAUUUGUUGCCCACUGGCUCUUUUUUGCCUGUUUCUGGUAUUUGCUGGCAUACGUGAAUGGUGAUUUCGAUGUGCCAGAUCAUAGUAUUCCUCCUGAAAACCAUACCAUCUGUGUGAAAUACAUUGACACCUUCACAGCAGCUUUCUCCUUCUCACUGGAAACUCAGCUGACAAUUGGCUAUGGAACCAUGUACCCUGAUGGAGACUGUCCAGCUGCCAUUGCGCUACUUGCUAUUCAGAUGCUGUUGGGUCUUAUGCUGGAAGCUUUAAUUACAGGUGCUUUUGUGGCAAAGAUUGCUAGACCAAAGCUAAGAGCAACUGCAAUUAAAUUCACUUACUUUGCCACUGUGGGACAUCAUGAAGGAAAACCAUGCCUGAUGUUCAGAGUAGCCAACAUACGCCAAAGUCCAUUAAUUGAUGUUAAAAUUACUGCAAUUCUCUACCAAGAGUACAAAAGCCAACAUCUUCACCAGACCAGUGUUGACUUCCGCACUGACCAUUUAAGUUCGAACGAAUGCCCAUACUUUGUCUUUCCACUCAUGUUUUAUCAUACGAUUGAUCAACGCAGCCCUCUUUAUCCACUGAUUCAGGGAAAGGUGCGAUCGCACUUUGAGAUCGUCAUCUUUCUGUCAGCAAAACAAGAAGGUACAGGAGAGACUUGCCAGAAACGAACCUCGUAUAUUCCCGAGGAAAUUAAGUUCAGUCAACAGUUUGCCUCCGUGAUGAGCCAUAAUUCCAAAGGGUACUACAAGAUUGUCAUGGAUAACUUUGACAAGACGGUUUCAGAAUUUUGUGCAGUGUCCAGUCCCAAAGAUGUGCAGCGGUAUGACUUCAUCAGCAUUAACGGUGAUCCUGUUGAUUCUAUCAUUUUCCGAGAUAGUGCUGUAUGA